Messenger RNA from Blepharisma stoltei, 1700 nucleotides. The record is from the annotation of a GenBank genome assembly. NCBI's taxonomy places the organism in Eukaryota, Ciliophora, Heterotrichea, Heterotrichida, Blepharismidae.
AUGCUGGAUUCCGAAUCAAAAAAUCUUCUCUAUGACUUAAUAACAAAGCUCCGACAAGGCGAGCACAAUAUAGAAAUUUUGCGAAUAGUUCUUUGUGAAAACCCUGAAUUUGAUCCAUAUCAAGCUUUCCAUACUCUUUGCACGGUUCAUACUGGGUGCCUCAUCCCGAAAGAUAUUUCAGAAUUCCUCUCACUUCGAGGCAUUAAAUCCUCAGAUACUGAUUUAUAUCUCUUAAUAAAGCAAUACAGUUCUGAGCUAAACGGCCGAUUAACUAUUGAAGAUUUCUUUCAAUUAGUUUUGUACCUAAUUAUAAUAAAUAAAAACAUAUCUAAUAGUAAUCUUAAUCAUAAAAGAGAUGACGGAUUGUCAGUAUGAAUGCUUUAAUUUAUUGUAAUUUGGCAUGCCUUCCACAAAUCCAGGACUCCGUUCUAUAGCUAGUGCUCGCUGCUUACCUCAUAGGUGGCGUCUUACCCCAACCGUUGAAUAUUCUCUAUCAAAGCUCUUGGAAAGUGAGCUAUCUUUUCAAAAAGAUCUUGAAAAAAUCAAAGGAAAAUUAUCAACACUGCCGGGAUAUACAACUGUUAAAGCAUUCAAUGCUCUAGAUAAGCGAGGUAAAGGCUAUAUCUCAGAAAAUGAUUUUAUCGAAUUUUCUAGAGAAUUUGGAAAUUUACUUUUAGAGCAAGAUCUUGAUGACAUUUUGAGGAGAAUUGACACUGAAGAAGAUGCAGUUAUCACUUAUAACGAAUUUUUAUACUUAUUUUAUAUAAAUUUUGCUAAUAAAAUCACUUUAAAGAGAUAAAAAUAUAGAAAAAUUCUAUUCUUAUAUAAUUGGGAUAGAUUUUAUGCUACCUUUAAAUCAAACAAAGCAAGAAAUUGCUAGCAGUAAAGACAGCGAAAGUAAAUCUGAAGACAGGCCAAGACAAGAAGAAAAAGAAGAAGAAAAGAGUAAAAUAGAAACGCCAAAAAAAGAAGAGUUUAAAUUUGAGACCCCUAAAAAAAGUAGCCCAGAGAUGAGAAAAUCUGAUCUUAAAAGCUCACCUCAAGCUCCUCCUCAAGUCUCAGACGAAUCAUGCUCAAUUGAUAAUUUGAUGAAAAUCCAACUAUUUGCGAUCAGAAAACUAGAAUUUCUCAAGCAGAAUUUGUCAGUUCUAGACGAUUUUUCUGUUCCUAGCCUUUUUAAACUAAUAGACAGAGCAGAUAAUGGAGUCAUAAAACUUCUAGAUUUAGAAAGAUUUUUAAAUGCAAUUCAAUUAACUGGAGUGAAUCUUUCCUUUAUAUUCAAAACUUAUGGAAGAGCUGAUAAUACUAUUGAUUUGGAUAAAUUUAAGCUAAUUUUCGCUCCAAAAGAUCUUGAAUAUGCAGAAAUUCUUUUAUCAAGACAAAAUGAAGACAGCGAAUUUAGUAAUUUCACAUUGGGGACAAUUAAAAAUUUUUUUGAGGUUUUAAUAGAAAAUGAAAGAAAAAUAGAAGAAGCUAAAAGUGAAUUGCAAAAUAACCCAGAUUUUGAUAUAAAAAGUGUUUUAAGAUUUUUUGAUUGUGACGAAGAUGGUCAAAUAUCUCUAGGCGAUUUCGAUAUUGCUCUGAAGAAAAUGGGAAUAGUAGCAAAUAAACAAGACACUUUAGCAUUUUUUGAGCUCUAUGAUAAAUAUAGAGAAGAAGUAGUGAACUUUGAAAAUUUCUCGGAAUAUUUAGGAUUUUAA